AUGUCGCAGUCGCCGCCGUUGACCGGCCUUCGCGUCCUUGAAUUCGCAGGCUUGGCCCCAGGACCUUUCGCUGGAAUACUCUUGGCCGAUUGGGGUGCUCAUGUUCUCCGAAUAGACCGUGCAGCUCGUGGAGCUCAUACCGACAAGCCUCCACCACCAACUGUAGAUCUUCUCACGCGUCAUAAAUCAUCCAUUGCGGUAGACAUCAAAUCGGCAGCGGGCAUCUCUCUCAUCUUAUCAUUGAUACCAAAUGUGGACAUCCUAAUCGAUCCUUUUAGGCCAGGCGUCCUGGAGAAAGCUGGACUCUCGCCUGAGAAAGUGCUGUUAAGACUCAAUCCUAGACUCAUCGUUGCACGUAUGACCGGCUUCCGUAGAGAUGGAAAGUACGCCUCUAUGGCUGGCCACGAUAUCAAUUACGUUGCUGUAUCUGGCGUCUUGUCUCAGCUCGGUAGAAAGGGCGACACACCAUAUCCGCCAGCCAAUUUGCUUGGUGACUUCGGUGGCGGUGGACUUGUAUGCUUUUUGGGUAUUGUGAUGGCCCUCUUGCAAAGACAAAAGACCGGGAUGGGUCAAGUCGUAGAAGCUAACAUGGUGGAUGGGGCCGCGUAUUUGGGCGUUAUGCCGAGGUUUGCCAGAAAGACGCCGAUGUGGGAUCAACCUAGGGGUGAGAACGUAUUGGACGGAGGAUGUCCUUAUUACGACACGUAUGAGUGCAAAGACGGAGGUUAUAUGGCUGUAGGAGCGUUGGAGCCACAAUUCUUCGCUCGGCUCAUAAGAGGGCUGGAAAUUCAGACAUCCGAUCUAACAGGUGCCAGAGAAGACCGCAGAACGUGGCCGGCUUUGCGGAACCUCUUCGUAAAGACCUUCAAGUCGAGAACGCGACCAGAGUGGGAGCAGGUUUUCGAUGACACUGACGCUUGUUGUACACCUGUGCUCACGCAGGAUGAACUCGAGAACGGCGGGUACGAUCAAAGGCCCAUUGUGACCUUGAAAGACUCGCCGGCCAAGGCCAUUUCAGAAGGGGAAGCAGACACGAGACCGGCUCAUGGGGGACAAGGCAUCGGUGUCGAUGGCGAUGGCUGGCAGAGUAAAGGCCUCAAGCCAGGCGUUGGCGGUGAAGAUGUGUUGGCUAGAUGGAUGGGUUGGCGAAGAGGAAGACAAUACGAUCUUGUUGACGGCGGGCUUGUACGGCUCGGCGCAGGGUCUAAAUUAUGA
Molecule: messenger RNA, 1215 nt
Organism: Aureobasidium subglaciale EXF-2481
Lineage: Eukaryota; Fungi; Ascomycota; Dothideomycetes; Dothideales; Saccotheciaceae
Exons: 3
Coding region: 1-1215 (404 amino acids)
Molecular function (GO): catalytic activity
Source: RefSeq, a predicted model, not a curated record